This is a messenger RNA of Myotis davidii, 4910 nucleotides long. It is a transcript of the gene TTBK1, whose product is annotated as tau tubulin kinase 1. Gene Ontology annotation, biological process: signal transduction; peptidyl-serine phosphorylation; peptidyl-tyrosine phosphorylation. The record is from RefSeq and is a predicted model, not a curated record. The transcript has 17 exons. Bases 61 to 3909 code for a protein of 1282 amino acids. Gene Ontology annotation, cellular component: nucleus; cytoplasm. Gene Ontology annotation, molecular function: ATP binding; protein serine/threonine kinase activity. NCBI's taxonomy places the organism in Eukaryota, Metazoa, Chordata, Mammalia, Chiroptera, Vespertilionidae.
CCCCAGGUAGAUGGCCCCCCCAGGGCAGGCCCUGCGGACACCCCUCCCUCCGGCUGGCGGAUGCAGGGCCUAGCGGCUGCUCCUAAGGACGAAACCAACAUGAGUGGGGGAGGGGAGCAGGCCGACAUCCUGCCGGCCAACUACGUGGUCAAGGAUCGCUGGAAGGUGCUGAAAAAGAUUGGAGGUGGGGGCUUUGGUGAGAUCUACGAGGCCAUGGACCUGCUGACCAGAGAGAACGUGGCCCUCAAGGUGGAGUCAGCCCAGCAGCCCAAGCAGGUCCUCAAGAUGGAGGUGGCCGUGCUCAAAAAGCUGCAAGGGAAAGACCAUGUGUGCCGGUUCAUUGGCUGCGGCCGGAACGAGAAGUUUAACUACGUGGUGAUGCAGCUCCAGGGGCGUGGGCUGCCACUCCUGAGGAGGGGGAUGGCCCAGUGGUGGUGGGUGGCCCGCACCACGCUGCGGUUGGGCAAGCAGAUCCUGGAAUCCAUCGAGGCCAUCCACUCCGUGGGCUUCCUGCACCGAGACAUCAAGCCGUCGAACUUUGCCAUGGGCCGGCUGCCGUCCACCUACAGGAAGUGCUACAUGCUGGACUUCGGGCUGGCCCGGCAGUACACCAACACCACGGGGGACGUUCGGCCCCCUAGGAACGUGGCCGGGUUUCGAGGGACUGUCCGGUACGCCUCGGUCAACGCCCACAAGAACCGGGAGAUGGGCCGCCACGAUGACCUGUGGUCCCUCUUCUACAUGUUGGUGGAGUUUGCAGUGGGGCAGCUGCCCUGGAGGAAGAUCAAGGACAAGGAGCAGGUAGGGAUGAUCAAGGAGAAGUAUGAGCACCGGAUGCUGCUGAAGCACAUGCCCUCAGAGUUCCACCUGUUCCUGGACCACAUCGCCAGCCUCGACUACUUCACCAAGCCUGACUACCAGCUGAUCAUGUCGGUGUUUGAGAACAGCAUGAAGGAGAGGGGCAUCGCGGAGAACGAGGCCUUCGACUGGGAGAAGGCUGGCACGGACGCGCUCCUGUCCACGAGCACCUCCACCCCGCCCCAGCAGAACACGCGGCAGACAGCAGCCAUGUUCGGGGUGGUCAACGUGACGCCGGUGCCUGGAGACCUGCUCCGGGAGAACACGGAGGACGUGCUGCAGGGCGAGCACCUGAGUGACCAGGAGAACGCACCCCCAAUCCUGCCUGGGCGGCUCCCCGAGGGGCUGGGCCCCGGCCCCCUCCUCGCCCCGCACCCCGGGGGCCCUGAAGCUGAAGUCUGGGAGGAGACAGAUGUCAACAGGAACAAACUCCGGAUCAACAUCGGCAAAACCCCCUGCGUGGCGGAAGAGGAGCAGAACCGAGGGGUGGGGGUCCCCAGCUCUCCGGUGCGAGCCCCUCCAGACUCACCGACAACCCCAGUGCGUUCUCUGCGCUACCGGAGGGUCAACAGCCCGGAGUCGGAGAGGCUCUCCACUGCGGAUGGGCGGGCGGAGCUACACGAGAGGAGGUCACGAAUGGAUCUGCCCGGCUCACCCUCGCGCCAGGCCUGCUCCUCACAGCCGGCCCAGAUGCUGUCAGUGGACACGGGCCAGGCCGACCGGCAGGCCAGCGGCCGCAUGGACGUGUCGGCCUCCGUGGAACAGGAGGCCCUGAGCAACGCCUUCCGCUCGGUGCCGCUGGCUGAGGAGGAGGACUUCGACAGCAAGGAGUGGGUCAUCAUUGACAAGGAGACAGAGCUCAAGGACUUCCCCCCGGGGGCCGAGCCCAGCACAUCGGGCACCACGGACGAGCUGGCCGAGGAGGACCUGCGACAGACACCGUGCCAGUUCCCACCACCCCAGCUGAGCCAGGCCGAUGGGCGAUCAGAGACGUCGCAGCCCCCCACGCCCGGCAGCCCUUCCCACUCACCCUUGCACUCCGGACCCCGCCCUCGACGGAGAGAGUCGGAUCCCACUGGCCCUCAGAGGCAGGUGUUCUCCGUGGCGCCCCCAUUUGAGGUGAACGGUCUCCCACGAGCUGUGCCUCUGAGCCUGCCCUACCAGGACUUCAAGAAAGACCUCUCCGACUACCGCGAACGGGCCCGGCUGCUCCACCGGGUCCGGAGAGUGGGCUUCUCGCACAUGCUCCUCGCCACCCCCCAGAUCCCGCUGACUCCUGUCCAGUCUCAAGCUAAUGGGAAGGAGGGAGAGGAGGACGACGAGGAAGAAGAGGAAGAAGAGGAAGAGGAGGAGGAAGAGGAGGAGGACGAGGAGGACGAGGAGGAAGAGGAGGACGAGGAGGACGAGGAAGAGGUGGAGGAAGUGGAGGAGGAGGCAAUAGCCCUGGGGGAGGCACUGGGGCCUCACAGUGGCUCCAGCAGUGAGGGGAGCGAGAGGAGCACCGACCGGAGCCAGGAGGGCGCCCCGUCCACGCUGCUGGCUGAUGACCAGAAGGAGUCCAGGGGCCGGGCCUCCAUGGCUGACGGGGACCUGGAGCCUGAGGAGGGCUCCAAAACGCUGGUGCUCGUCUCCCCUGGUGACAUGAAGAAGUCGCCUGUCACUGCCGACCUGGCCCCUGACCCUGACCUGGGCACCCUGGCUGCCCUCACUCCUCAGAACGAGCGGCCCCAGCCCACCGGCAGCCAGCUGGACGUGUCUGAGCCAGGCACCCUGUCCUCCAUCCUCAAGUCUGAGCCCAAGCCCCCCGGGCCUGGGACAGGGCUGGGGACCGGGGCAGUCACCGCAGGGGCAGGGGGAGUGGCAGUCACCUCCUCACCCUUCACCAAAGUUGAGAGGACCUUUGUACACAUUGCAGAGAAAACCCACCUCAACGUCAUGUCUUCCGGUGGGCAAGCCUCACGGCCUGAGGAGCUCAGCUCUGGGGGCGAGCUGGGCCUGGAGGUGCCCUCUGAGGGGAGGGCUGCAGAGGAGGGGACCUCUGUGCCCCUGGAGAACGGUAUUCCCCAGUCAGGGCUGGAGAGCUGUGCCCUGCCUGGCCCUCCUGGGGACACCCCCGUGGAGGUGGCCGUGGACUCACUGCCCAGUGGACCACCCCUUGUUGAUGGGCCAGCCCCAGCACCCCCGCUGGAACCAGACCCCGAGAAACUGGCCACCGUCUCCCGCAGCCACCGUGCCAGGCCAGGCCCUCGCUGCAGAAGCCGCAUCCCUGUGCUGCUGUCGGAGGAGGACACUGGUUCCGAGCCCUCGGGUUCACUGUCGGCCAGAGAGCGGUGGAGCAAGCGGGGGCGACCCCAGCAGGACCUGGCCCGGCUGGUGAUGGAGAAGAGGCAGGGCCGCCUGCUGCUGCGGCUGGCCUCCGGGGCCUCCUCCUCCUCCAGCGAGGAGCAGCGCCGCGCCUCUGAGACGUUCUCGGGCACAGGCUCCGAGGAGGACAUGCCCGCCUCUGAGCCCUCGGUGCCCAGGAAGGCCGGGCGGGCGGCUGCCACCCGGAGCCGGAGCCCCCGCCCCGUCAGCACCCGCAUGCCCACGCCUGCCCCAGCCCAGCAGUCCCCUGGCAGACCCCAUGGUGCGGCCCCAGCAUCGGACACAGCCAUCACCAGCAGGCUCCAGCUGCAGAAGCCUCCAGGGUCGGCCAUUGCUGCCGACUUCCGUCCCAAACAGCCCCUUGGCCGGGGCCAGGGCCCAGGGCGAGGCCAAGCCAGCACCAGGCCCCCAGCCCCGCGCAGUCCGGGCCUCCCUGCCUCCACCGCGCGCAAUUCCAGCGCGUCCCCCCGCAGCCAGUCCCUGUCCCGCAAAGAGAGCCCCUCACCCUCGCACCAGGCCCGGCCUGGAGGGCCCCCACCCCGAGGCGCUUCACAGGCCCGGGCCGAGCCCGAUGGCACCCCCUCCCUAGGGGGGCCCAAGAAAGGACCCAGAGGGAAACUCCAGACUCAGCGCGCAGCAACCAAAGGCCGGGCAGGCGCCGCGGAGGGCCGGGCCGGGGCCAGAUAAUGACGCGCGGGCUCUGUGUGGGCCCCACCCUCACUCCAGCCCCCAACCCGCAGCCGGCCACACUGGAUCAGCUCCCAGCACAGCCUUACGCGCCCGACGCGCCACCCGCGGCCCCAGCUUCCUGCCUGCACCCGCCGUGCUCGCCCCAGCCAGGCUCCACCGGUGGGGGGCACCUCGCCGCAGGGGUAGAGCUCGCCUCCCUUCCUUCCCCAGUCACCUCCCGCCUCCUGCCGCCCCUCCGCUGGGAAGGCUCAGCUGCUCUACUCGGAGGACCCGCUAAUCGGGACAGCCCGCUCUCCCGCCAGGCCUCUGCUGCUCUCCAUGCUCCACCCCCACACCCUCUGCUUACACCUCCUACAGAGCCUUUCCCUCCUCCCAACCCUCUUCCAGCCAAAGCCCCCCUUUCAGAAAGGCAGCCUCAAUUUCUCCAAGUGGAGGCUCCAGCCUCCCCUAGAGGCCAACCCCGCAGUCUCCUGGGAAGGACCACUUCUCAGCGGGGAGGUGGGACCUAGGGCCAUUGGUCUACUCAGGUGUGAGGGGGCAGGUAUGACCUGCCCCAGGGCUCCAUCCUGGACACCCUGUGGGAGGCAGUGAGCAGGGUGAGGGUUGUUCUAAAGUGCAAGUCCCCCCACCCCCUAUAUUUGAGUGGGGCCUCAGUGGGAACCACAGGGUGUGGGCUGCCUGCCUGGGCCUGUAUUUCCCGGUGGGAAGUCGGAGGAAGGGCUUUAAAGAAGUUUCACUGGUCCUUGGCCCCCAUCUAGUGCUCAGGACCCCUCAGCAUCCGGAAUUCCUUAUCGCCAUCUAACUCAAUCUUGCCUCCUGCAGUCUCAGCCAACUCCCUUCUCUCCUGGGUUCAGUGGAGGUGGAGAGUGGCUGCUCAUCAUCUCUCGCUGGCCCUUUGGAGAUUCAGGGACACAAUUCUGGCCAGGCCACCCUCCCUGUUCUCCUGGCUGUGACCAUCAUGUCCCCCUGUGGGCAGAGAGAGCAGAAACAGACAGACA